AUGUCUUCGCAUAGUAAUAUAUCGUCAUCUAAACAACUAGAACCAUGUUAUAUUUUACGACCUAUUGGUUAUUAUUUAUUAUUUCUUUGGAUUAUUGGUACUAGUUUAAAUGCUUAUGUAUUAUAUAUAUUUAUACGAUAUAAAAAUUUACGUCAAUCAUCAACGAAUAUAUUUAUUUUUGGUUUAGUAUUUGCAGAUUUUUUUGGAGCUUGUUUUGAAAUACCAUUACCAGCUAUUGCACUUCUAGGAUGCAGAUGGAUUUUUAAAUAUGUUGGUUGUGUACUAGAAGCUAUUAUAGCUUAUUUUUCUGGUUGCUCAAAUAUGUAUAUGUUAUGUUUCAUUUCUAUUGAUAGAUAUUUUGUUGUGACAAGAUUGUUUUCAGGAUCGGUUAUAACGAUUACACAUGCUUAUGUAACUGUUAUAUGUGGUUAUUUGUUAGCUUUAUUUUGGACACUACUUCCAGUUAUUGGAUGGUCUAGCUAUGAUUUUGAAGGUGUUGGAGCAUCAUGUAGUAUAAAAUGGGAAGAAAGAUCAUUGAAUGUAAUCAGUUAUAAUAUAACUAUUUUUAUUUUUGUUUAUCUAAUACCAGUUAUGAUUAUUAUGAUAACGAAUAUAAGUGCUUAUAACGUAAUUCGUGAACGUCGACGUCGUACAAGUGUAAAUUUACAUGAAUCUUAUUCUCAACGUCACUUUUUAAUUGAACGUCGUGUAACCUACACUGUUAUUCUUAUCAUCGGUGGUUAUCUUCUUGCUUGGACUCCAUAUUGUAUAAUGAGUUUUAUUCGUGCUUUUAUUGAUGCUGAGUAUUUUCCGCCUAUUCUUGGAACAAUACCAGCAUUAUUUGCUAAAACAAGUGUUGUAUGGAAUCCUUUAAUUUAUGUAGUACGUAAUGGAAAUAUUCGUCACUAUCUUCCAUUCUAUAGAAAUAAUCUUUCUAAAGAAAGAAAUAGAACUUCUGAUCCAGCACGUUUCACAAUUUAUCCAUUUUCUACAGUUCAACUACCAUUAACAUCAACGCCAAGUUCUCGUCACACUUAA
Molecule: messenger RNA, 1038 nt
Organism: Rotaria sp. Silwood2
Lineage: Eukaryota; Metazoa; Rotifera; Eurotatoria; Philodinida; Philodinidae
Source: the annotation of a GenBank genome assembly